Molecule: messenger RNA, 7056 nt
Organism: Argiope bruennichi
Lineage: Eukaryota; Metazoa; Arthropoda; Arachnida; Araneae; Araneidae
Gene: CycY
Product: cyclin-Y-like protein 1
Exons: 9
Coding region: 281-1291 (336 amino acids)
Biological process (GO): regulation of cyclin-dependent protein serine/threonine kinase activity; regulation of canonical Wnt signaling pathway
Cellular component (GO): plasma membrane
Molecular function (GO): protein kinase binding; cyclin-dependent protein serine/threonine kinase activator activity
Source: RefSeq, a predicted model, not a curated record
AACAGCACAGCAAUGAGUGCUUUACGGAAAUUUCAUAAUUUUAGUUUCUCUUAAAAUUUUUUUUAUUGGAGGAAAAUGGGUAGAUAUUAUAAUCGCUGUCUUGUAUUUACCUGCAUCGCUUCAAUAUUGAAAAAAAGAACUAUUUUUAUAAUAUCUCGCUAUGAGAUAUGUUCGAAAGUUAAUUAAAUAAAAGUUGUAACUAGCUCUGAUCAUUCCUCAUGGAGAUAGUGGGUGAGAAAGAAGUUUUCGAAUUUAGGAGUUAUUAAAAUUUCAUCUUAUCAUGGGUAAUAGGAUAACAUGUUGUUCUUCAGACAGUCCUACUAUCAACAGAAAAUUUGGGUCUAUAUAUCUAGAUCCAGACUUAUCAUGUCCUUAUCCAAAUGAGAGUAUUUCUAAUCUUCAGCAUAUUAGUGAAAGAGAACCAGAAGACUUUGAUGCAGAUCCAUCUACUCAUCCAACUGCUGGGCCAAUAUUUAUGCAAAGGUCUAAGAGCGAUAUGAGAUAUUUUCGUGAGAAAAGGAGAAGCCAAAGUAAUUUACUGGAAACCAGACCUUUGAAGAAGUCAAGUUCAUGCUCGACAAUUUUUCUAGAUGAUAGUACUGUUAGUCAACCUAAUUUAAAGAAUACCAUCAAAUGUGUUACUUUAGCAAUAUAUUACCAUAUUCGGAAUCGCACUUCCAAUAGAACUCUGGAUAUUUUUGAUGAACGAAUUCAUCCGUUAUCUAAGGAUAAAAUACAAGACGACUGUGAUCAAAAGGAUCCAGAUCACCGCACUAUAUACAGGUUCGUUAGGACAUUAUUUAAUGCAGCUCAGCUCACUGCAGAAUGUGCCAUAAUUACUCUUGUUUAUUUGGAAAGGCUUUUAACUUACGCUGAAAUAGAUAUUGUUCCUAGUACAUGGAAACGGAUAGUUCUAGGUGCAAUACUUUUGGCUUCAAAAGUUUGGGAUGACCAAGCAGUUUGGAAUGUAGACUACUGUCAGAUUCUUAAAGAUAUUUCAGUUGAGGACAUGAAUGAGUUAGAGCGACAAUUUUUGGAAAUGUUGCAAUUUAAUAUAAAUGUUCCUGCUAGUGUAUAUGCAAAAUAUUACUUUGAUUUGCGAAGUUUAGCUGACCAAAAUGAUGUGUCAUUUCCCACUGAGCCUUUAAGCAAAGAACGGGCACAAAAAUUAGAAGCAAUGUCUCUGGCUAUGAGUGGGGUAUUAAUAGACUUGCAUCGAAAUGGAAUGCGGAAAUGGUAUAGCUUAGACAACUUAACUGUUUUGCGCAAAAGUGCAGCCAUUUUAUCCUGACAGCAGUUGAAAGACUUACAUCAUUCUAGCUCAGGUGCUUGCCAAAGUGGUUUUGGAAAGAUAUAUCUGGCUGUGAUCAUGAUUCCACUUCCAUGGCAUGAAAUUAACUGUUUAUCAAUCUUCUAUGCUCUUGGAAUUCUCCUUAUACCAUCCAUGAUGUCAAAAUAUGUCCUAAACUUUAUGCACCUUUUCUUUUUAUACAGAUGUAAAACCAUGAGUACCAUUGCAAUGCAAUGCAAUACAUUAAAGCUCUUUUGUAAGUAGUAUCUUUUUAUAUAUUGUGUAAGGAUAAAGUUAUAUAGUUAUAUGCUUUGUGUUCAUGGGUGAGUGGUUGUAUGAAUGCAUGUGUAUGUAUUAGCUGGUUUACAAUAAUUUAUCCCCUUUCUGCAUUUGGGUCAUUCAAAAAGAAAAGGAAAAAACUAGUCAGUACUGGACUGAAGUUAUCUGGUUGCAUUACAAUGUGACCAUUUAGUUUGAAAUAAGGUAUCUUUAAUACUGAGACAGUAAAACAAGUUUUAUUCUUUUUUCAUAGUUAAUUAUGAAAACGUUUGUUUUUUAUUGCUAAAGAGUGGAAUUUUGUCAUUUUAUUUAAAUAAUAAAAUGUGAGUUUUGUUUUCUAUGAAUGUACACCUUUAUUCAAAAAUGAGCGUACACAUUUGAUGUAAACUUGUCUAUCAUAUCAAAGAGCCAUUCCAUUUCAAAAUCUUUUGUGCAAACUCUUUAUUUCCAAUGUUUAAAAAAAAAAUGUUUUAGUUUAUCAAAUUGAUUAUUUAUUUGAAUAAAUUAUUUGAUUGAGAUGUCCAUUUAUAUCUCCUGUUAGAAUAAACUUAUAUCUCUUUGGUAAUUUAUUUGCAUCCCAGUGAAUGAGGAAUUUAUGCAGUUCAUUAAUAGAAAUUUUUAGACAAUCUGGAUAUCAAGCAAAGUUUCAUCCUUAUUAGUUUAUUAAUUUUUUAGAAAUAAGUAUAUUUUAGUACUAGGGAUUUAUAGAAGGCUGUUGAGUUCUUUUGUUUCAUUUUUAGACAGAAUUUUAUGUUUAAAAAGUCUUUCAUUACACUUUUAACUUGUGUAACUCUUGUGCUUUUCAAAGUGUGUGGUAAUUUUAUUAUUAAUACUAAAAUAGUUGCAGUGCUCGGGAGGUGUAUUAUUCAAGCUUGUUUUUAAUUUAUGUAUGUUUCAUGACCUCUGAUGAAGUUAAACGUUUUGAGAGAAUUGUGUGUAUUUUAAUGUUAUUGUUUAUGUUACUUUUGUGCAGUAUUUAGAUUGCCAUGUAAAUUAAGUUAUUUGUGUUUUAAAUUUCUUUUUUUAAAUGGAAAUUUCUAUAGAAGCUCAUUUUGUAAUGUCACAAAAUCAAAAAAAAUAUUUUAAUAAAAGAAAUUGUUCAUUGAAAUAAGGUGUCUAGUGCAUCUGACACAAAAUUCAUGAACUGUUUGAACAUUUUACAUAAUAGAUAUUUUGGUUCCAUUUCAUUAUUUUCUGCUCUUAGAAUUUUUUUUUAAAUGCGAUUUGCUUUCUUUUGAAUAUGAUAGUCAGCUUCCUUAGUUAAUUUUUAAUUAAAAAAUUGCGUGUAUUCAGUUGUAUUUACUAGCAUUUAAACAAAUAAAUACUUGGCUUCCAUAACCCAUAACUUUUUCUUUCAAUCUGUCUUGGAAAAGAGAAAACAUAUUUUGAAAGUUGUGAUAUUAUAAAAUUUAGGGAUCUAAAUGUUUAUUUCUGCUAAACCUCCUAUUUGUUGUUAUAAUUAAAAUUUUAUCUGUCCCAAUAUAUUUCACGAAUUAAAUGCUAUUUAGAGCAAAUGGAGGAAACUAUGAUAAAUUGUGCUAACAUUCUUGGUAAAUAAAUUUUUAUGCUUAAGAGUGUUUUCCUCCCUCAUUAUUUCUUCCCUGGAAUUGACAAAUGGAAAUUUGAUUGUGAUUUUUAUUUAAAAGUUUUAUUAACUACAUUCUUUAAAAUAAAUUUCAUAUUUUUAUGGAAUCACUUCAUCACCCUUUAUUGUUUUAAUUUAAUGUCAUCUAAACUGAUUUGUCAUCCAUUUCUAGAAAAAAGAAUUCUAUACGUUGUUAAAAUAUUGUAAUAAGGAGCUCAAGAUUUAAUUAAAUAAUCAAUCCAUUCAGUUUUGAAUUUUUCGUAAUUUUAAAAUUAUUUAUUUAUAAUAGUUUCGACUUUUUCCCUUCUCUCUCGCUCUCUCACUCAGAUUUUUAUCACUCAGACUCAGUUAUUUGAUUUAGCUCAUUGGUUUCUUUAAAUAACACACAUAUGCCGUCUUGAAAAUUUCAUAAUCAGAGUUAUCUUGAUGUUGUACCUGUACUCGAAACAAGUUUUAUCCCUAUAAGAAUGUAAUUGUCACCACUUCUUCUUUUCCACUUGCAUAUCUUCACUUAAAAUAGUUGCCUGAAAUGAAAUCAAGGAUAUCUCUUUGAUCUAUGAUUUUUUUUAAAAAUCUGUUAACUUCUUUUAUUACAGUUAAUUAUUGAAUUUCUGGGAAAUUAAUUACAACUAUAUAUAUUUUAUUUACUAUAUAUCGUAAGCUGAAAUUCACUAAUACUUAAUUUUUGUGUUCCUAUUUUUGAUAUCCCCAUUUUGAUUGAUUGUAGUAAUCUAAUUAUUUGUAUUCAUAUCACACUGAAAAUAUAUUUCUAUUAAUUUAAAUAUUAUAUGAGAAUAGAGGCAUUCAACUUUAAAUAUUAAUCAAGGUAUAAUUUUUUUUUAAUGUAAUGUCAGUGAAGCUUAAUCUACAAUUCUUUGAAACUUAAUGUGGUUUCAAUAUAUGCAAUUAAAGCGUCAUUUGCAUACUCUGUUUCAAGAAACAUAUAUUGAUCUUUUACACAAAUGAGGAGCAAACUAAUUAAAAUCUUUGGCUUUGUAAAAUUUAAAUGGCAUUGGUGGGUAAGAUUCUGAUGAAAGAUUGUGUAGUUUCAGUUAUAGAUUGCAAUUUCUAAUUGUUCCCAUCUUUUAAUAAUAUUGAUGACCUACAAUUCUGCUAUCGUUGAAAUUACAAAGAAAGUUCUUUUUCCGCCUUCUUAAAUAGAAAAAAUUGUGUAAAUGAAGGUAAAGUUCAUUCUGAUAUUUUAUUAAAUUUCUUGGCUUUCAUUCUCUUAUCAAGUUGAUAAUAUUAUUUCUUUUCCCUGCUUAUCAAAUAUUUGAACGAUAUUUAAUUAGAGCCUUUGCAAAGAUAGUAAAUUUUUUUCAGAGUAAUAUUACAUAUAUGCAAAAGUCAUUGUCAAUAUUGAAAUUUCUUUUUUGAAUUAGUAUGAUCUUAAAGAAAUGGGGUAAAAUGUCAUAAAUGUGAAUGAUAUUUUAAAGUAUUUUUUAAUGUUUUGAACUUCUAUCCUCCUAAUUUUUGUAAGGAAUCUUUGUUAUUUUGGUUUUUAAUUUAUUAUUUGGUUUUUGUCCCAAGCUUUAUAUUACAAAAUAAAGUUAACAAAUCAUGUUAGCAGUCUAUCAGAUAUCAUUAGGGUGUAUAUUGCAAGUCUAUGAUUUCUUUGUUGUGUAAAAGAAGGAGGGGGGGGGGUUCUUAAAUGGAAUACAUUAAUAGUCUGUUUUAAGUUUUUGCUCUCACUCCUGAUGCUUAAUGCAAAAGUUUCAUAGGUUCUAGAAUAUCUUCAGUAUAAUAUUAAGUUCAUUAAAAUCGGAUUUUUGGUAUUUAACAUAAAUUAUCUCUUUGAAUGGCACACACACGUUUUUUUUAAAAUCAAUUACCUUUUAUUGUCUUGUGAAAGAUUAUGUAGUAGAGGUUUUAAGUGCUGACAUGGUUCUCCUAUUUGUAGGAUCGAAAUUAGCUAUUACUGAGUAAUUGUAUAUAGUAUUUUAUGUAGAUGUGCCUAUUAUUUUCUUUUUUGUUUUAUAAAAAUGUAUACUUUUUAGUAGUAAUGAAAAUGUCAGUAACCAUUUACAAAAUGUUUUAUUGAUUGUGGGAUUAUUCCUCUUUUGUUGCUUGUGUUUUUUAAAAACUUUUUCUUGAUAUGACUAUUUUAUGGCACCAAAAUGUUCCAAAAACAUUUUUUUUUUUUUUUAUAAAAUGCAUAAUUUAUUAAAAUGUUUUUUGAUGUUUGAUUUUUGUUGCAAUUAUGUGAUAAAUGUAAUUAGUCAUUAUUUUUCAGAAUAUCCUAUCAUAACUGUUAUCUUGUUAAUAUUUUUAUUUGCUUUGUACAAAUAUAGUUUAUACAAUUUGGGAGUAUUUUUUUUGUUUGCUUUUAACUUUUUUUUUUUUUUGUUCACUCAUGUAUAUUUGAAAUGCUGUCCCUCCUUUCUGCCCCCUCCCACACACAAUUUGAUGAACAAUGAAAUAUUUUAACUAAAAUAUAUUCAGAAUCGGUCUUUUAUUGAAAUAUAUUUUUUUUUCUAAAUGCUCUAGAAUGGCUAGCAUCAAAUAUAUCAAAGUAUUUUGUUUCUAUGGGAGAUAAAACAUGGUAAUUUAUUGUUAGAUCAUUGGUCAUAUUAGUAUUUGGUAAAAGGUUGCUUACAUUUUUUCCUCCGUUUUUUUUUUUUUUUUUCUGUGACUAUAUUAAGGGUUUGAAUGAAAUAUUUGUAAUUGUUUCUGAUAUUCAUUUUCGGAUGUAUGUGUUAAGUAAUCACUGAUGUUUUUGCAGACCUGUGUGUGUAAAGUGCCAUUUCAAUUUUUUUUUAAAUCAUUUUUUUGUAUUGAGUAAACUGUGUUUGAUAUUAAGCAAAACUUUAAUAUGGGAUUUUAAUAUUGUAAAUUCUAAAUAUGAUUAGUGAGCAACAUCCCUAUGCUUUCUUUUUAUUUAUUCUCUUAAAGAAAUUGCUGAAUCCUUAAACUAUUUGUAAGUGAAGGUGCCAUAAAUGUCAUUAACUCAGUGAACUGUGGUAUUUAAGUUCAUUUCCGUUACAGCAAAGCAUUCAAUGGAAGGCUCUUUAACUUCAAGUAUCAAUAGUUUACAAGUUUUAAAAAAAUUACAGAUGAUUAUAACUUUCAAACCUCAUUUGAUUUUAUUUUUCAUAAAGUUGAAGUUGCAUUUUUUUAAUGAAAUACUUUGUAUUUUUUCGAAAAAAUACAGAAAUCAAGACAAAGGUAUUCUUCAUAAAUUAUGAAACUGGUGGAUUUCUCAUGUGGUGAUUUGAAUAAAUGAAAGUUGAUGUAACCUGUUAUUUGUCACUAAUUUUUUAAAGGAGUCCGUUAGCACUUUGCAGAAUUAGUUUGUAAAAGGAAAUUUAUGUGCCAGUGCGUUUUUGUUUGUCAAAACAUUUUUAUGGUUGAGUUCAAGAAGAGACAUUGUCAAUGUCUGAUUCUUUAUAUAGCAUUUAUUCUUAUCCAUAGUCUUAGUCCUAUUUUGGCAAAAACACUAUUCAAAAUAAAUUUUUAAUGCAUUCUUUUUGUAUUUAUUACAUUUUCAUACAUAGUGCUAUAUUAUUAUCUUUACACAAGUUUUGAUGCUUGUCUUUCUUGGACUCACCUUUAGAAGUACAAUUAUUGUUAAAUACAAAACAUUAAUAUACUUUUCCAUCAAAUUAUUUUUGGCAGAUUAUUAUACUAUAUAUAUACAAUAUAGCAUUUCUAAAUCUAAGUUACAUUGGUAUUAAGUCACAUUUGAAAAAAUAAAUUUGAAAAACUUUUGUAUCUGGAUUUCCCGUCUUCUCCUCACUGUCCUAUUUUUUUUUUUAUCUGCAUUUGAACAGAAGGUUAUAUUCAAAAGCAUAUAUUUAUAUACUGACAAAAUAUAAUUAAACAAAAAUAACUUUGCGGUCUUUUGAAAGAGUAAUGCUAGAAACUAUUCACUUGUUAAGAGUUGAAAUAGUAAUUAUCUCAA